Messenger RNA from Gossypium arboreum, 610 nucleotides. RefSeq lists its product as uncharacterized. Gene Ontology annotation, biological process: protein ubiquitination; ubiquitin-dependent protein catabolic process. The transcript is spliced from 6 exons. Bases 1 to 423 code for a protein of 140 amino acids. NCBI's taxonomy places the organism in Eukaryota, Viridiplantae, Streptophyta, Magnoliopsida, Malvales, Malvaceae. Gene Ontology annotation, molecular function: ubiquitin protein ligase activity; cullin family protein binding; zinc ion binding. The record is from RefSeq and is a predicted model, not a curated record. Gene Ontology annotation, cellular component: cullin-RING ubiquitin ligase complex; nucleus.
AUGGCUGUUCACCAGCCAAUGUGUAUCAGAAGGCCAGGUAUAUGUGAGUUUUGUGAGAGAGAAAGAAUUUCUUCCCGCCCUAUUUGUUCGGUCCCAGCCAUGUCUACCCAAACUUCCGGCAGCACCGCCCCUUCCUCCUCCACUGAGGACCCCAAGCACUUCGAUAUGAAAAAGUGGAGUUCGGUUGCCCUCUGGUCCUGGGAUAUUGUCGUGGAUAAUUGUGCGGUUUGCAGGAAUCACAUCAUGGAUCUCUGUAUCGAAUGCCAAGCCAACCAAAUAGUCGGUGCCGAUAAUGAAUGCACUGUUGCGUGGGGUGCAUGCAACCAUGCAUUCCACUUUCACUGCAUUAGUCGAUGGCUGCAGAACCGGUCAGUAUGUCCUUUGGAUAAUGCUGAAUGGGAGUUCCGAAAGUAUGGUCGCUAGAUCUUUUAGGCUGCUACCACUUCCAACUCGUGGAAGAAGGUUCCUCAUAUUUCUUCAGCUUUCUGAUGAUUCGACCGGAUUUGCUUGUAAUUUUUUUAGGGCGAGCUGUGCUAUGUUUUUAAUUUGCAUGGGUUAAGUUACAUUUUAAUUCUCAUUCGUUUUACCAUCUUCUACGUUCAUGUUUGUU